Plasmodium inui San Antonio 1 is the source of this 300-nucleotide messenger RNA. RefSeq lists its product as hypothetical. Lineage: Eukaryota; Apicomplexa; Aconoidasida; Haemosporida; Plasmodiidae. The transcript is spliced from 2 exons. Bases 1 to 300 code for a protein of 99 amino acids. The record is from RefSeq and is a predicted model, not a curated record.
AUGAAAACUAAGGGUAUCCAAAAAAUCCUAAAGGAAAAGACUGAAUCCAAAACAAUAAUAUCUGAGCCGUACACCAUCCGAAUACAGCACGACAACUUAACUAUAGGAGGAACAAAAAAAGAAAGGGAAAAGCAAAAUGGAAAGUGCAAGUACCUCCUAAGCAAGAAAUCUCAAAGACGGACAGUGAGGAGUGAACCAUGGAAUAAGCCGUCUGAACCCCAAGGAAGCCAGCCAGGAAUCCGAAGGCUAAAUACUAGACACAUGGACAUGAUCACAAUAAAAGGGCCUUAUAAUCAAUGA